CGUUCGUUGUCGUUCCUUCCUGGGCUUGUGCUAGCCGGCCACAGCUCGGCCGCCGCUUGAAAUUCGUUACCGGCUCACCGCUCAGCCGCCAUGGCUUCCCAGCUGCCACCGCCGUCGCCGCCGCCCACUCCCACCACCAUAACCUGUCUCCGCGACGACCUCCUCCUCGAGAUCUUCCUCCGCCUCCCGCGCCUUGUCCGCGCGGCCCUCGUCUGCCGCGCCUUCCGCCGCGCCGUCCGCUCGUCCCGCGCCUUCCGCCGCGCUUUCCGCGCGCUCCACGCGCCGCCUCUCCUCGCGCUCUUCCUCGAGCCCACCUUCCAACUGGCCCCGGCCGUCCCCUGCCCCUGGCGCCACCGCGACCCGGACCUCGCCGCCGCCGACUUCUUCGACACCCGCCUCCCACGCCACGGCGACGCCAGCGCUGCCGGGUGGGAGAUCAAGUCCCAGGCCCCCAGCUGCGACGGCUACCUCAUCCUCCACAAGGUGAGCCGGAGCGCCGCGUACAGCCCUCUCACGCAGGCCCUGGAUCUGUACCUCCAUCACACCGACCUCCAGUUCUACACCCUCCCCUCCGAAGAUGGCCGGGCGCCGUCCCGCGUGGUCUGCGUCAUCCACGAGCGCGGGCGGUGGGAGCGCGCCGCAGUCCUCUCAUCAGACACCAUGGAGUGGCGAUUCUUCCCGAAGAAUCCGCUGCCGCUGCGCGGAGGGGCCGGGACGGGCAGGGUGUUGCGCGGACUCAUCUGGUGGCCAAACUGGAUGUGUGGCAAAAUCGUGGUGCUUCACACCACCACCUUUCACUUCUCUCUAAUCGACGUGCCAACUCCCUUGAGGACGAAAUGGGAUAAUCUGACAUACAAGCUCGGUGAGACCAAGGAUGGGAGUCUCUGCUUCGUAGUUGUAAAGGAUGGCGCGCUUGUUGCUCAUCAUUUCCUGGCAGCCGGCGAUGAUCAUGUCGUCGGGAGGUGGAUGCUGUACAAGGAGUUCCCGUUGCACCCGAUUGUUAAGAGUCUCACUGGGUGCUCAAUGGAGGAAGAGGGCUGCCAUGUCAGGGUGAAGGUUGUGGCGGUCAUCGAUGGCUUUGUGUACCUCUCUGUUUUCUACUGCAAGGACACACAGCCUUGUGAGUUGUAUCUAUCCUUGUGCCUGGAAACGUCGGAGAUGAGCGAGCUCUUUAAUGAUGCAUAUCGGUAUAACCUGGAUGUCCAUCCCUAUGUCAUGGCAUGGCCUCCCUCUUUGGUGCAAAGCAAGAAGGAAUCAGAAACUGAAUUCACUGGAGACAUUGUUACAGACGAUGGUCCUGUGAGAACGGAAAAAGCUUCCUUUCUGCUUGUCACCGCACUGCAGUCACUCAGUCAAGCUCUGAGGGAUGACAGUGGCAGUAAUAAUGAAAUAGCAGCGGAGUUAGAUGCCUUCUUCCGUCCUAACGAGGAUAGCGAUGGCUCUCUUAUGAGCAAGAUCACUAGUUUUGAUGCACAGUUGAUAACUGCAAGAGACCGUAUAUUGAGGAUAAGUACAUGACUCUGAGGUCUGCGUGCCUAGUACAGAAAGAGAAACCUGAUUAUGAAUUGGUGAUAAGUGUACAGGUGGAAGCUGUCAAGAGCUUCUUGGAAUGUGUGUUAAUUUGUGUGUGUUGUGUGUUUGUUGUGAUGAUACAGGAUUUUGUUGAAAUGGUUUGUAUAUCAGUUUUUUGGAUGCUGUAAAGAGCUAAUGUCUCAUAUACUGAUCCAAAGAUUGGCGUAACCAUCACUACUUCUGUAUGAUUAAACCACAGAUGAGCUUCUUCUCUUCGGUUGAUACAUAUCUUUUGCUGUGCAUAUUCAGGUUGGUGCCUGAGAAAUCGGAGCCGAACUUGUGCAGUUCAGCUCCAUGGAGGCUGGCACCGGACUUCUGUGCUUGCUUGGCUGCCGUUCCUGGGUACGAUGACUGGGCGCAAGCGGUACCAGGAUACACAGGGCUGAACCUGUUCUCAUCGGCGCCGUGCUAUUUGGAGUCGAUCUACCGCAUCUCGGCCUGAGCUGUGUGGCGCCGAACACAGUAGGCUUAGUUACCAGUUCAUCUCCAGUCCACCACAUUCCAGCUUAUAUGGUUUAUAUGGGCAGCGGUCAUCUACUUAAAGAGGAGUACAAGAAGGUACACCGAGGAGUUAGGCCCGAGUAAGCUGCCGUCGAGUUCAGUCAGCUAUCAUCAACGAGUGACGUACGUGAGCCAGGGCUUUGAGACAAGAGGAUAAAAGGAUUAUCCUGAAGAUCUCUGUUAACAAUGGGCAAGAGAGAAGACUCGAAUAACUUUUACCCAUGGACAAUUAUUUGACCAAGAUAGAUGCCGAUGUUUUCAUCUCAGAGUGCUGCCCCACUUCGGAUUGAGGAGAAGGAAGAUGGCGUCAUCGGUAAUACAAUGUUCAAGGAAAUUGCGGCAUGAUGGAAUGGACGAUUUUGGGUUUCUUUAUUGUAAGAAAGAGUAUCCGCGGGAGGCUAAAAAUGGUGUUCUUUGACUACAUGCAGUAUAUGUGUGUUCCUUUGGUUUACAAAGUUGAACCCGGCAAAUAGUACUAGACUGGUGAUACAUACGAGAGUCCGUGUUAAUUUUGGGAAAGGAUGCAAGCUUUACUUUUUAGAAGUUGUAAUGUUUCAUUAGAUGUGUUAAUGGUGCUCGAGAUUUUUGCAAAUAGGAAACAUUCAAAGUGCAAUUUAGGAAGUGUAAGCGCGUCACGGUUAUUGGAUCUUCCGGAAGCCACGACAUUUGCCUUCCACGCAAAAAGGAUCCAGAUCGCGUGCCUCGCGUAGAGGAUGAUGCUGCCCUUGAGGCACCCCAUGAUGACAAGCCACAGCCCUUGUGAUGAGCUCAGGUCAUGGACUAAAGAAGAGGAAGAGAUGCACGAGCGCGCGCCACCAAGGAGUCGCUCGAGCCUGUCUGCGCCAACCACCUACUCUGACCAUCGCCAGUCCACCUAAUAUGACCAUCUUCUUUGGGCUUUAGUUGCUGAAUAUGCAUAGGGUUCUGUAUCUGAUGAGUUAUUAUGGCAUGCUAUCUUUAUUUGCGUUCAUAGCUUGGUGACUGGAUAGAACAAACCAUUUUUCUCAGUUGGACUAUUUGAAUGCAUCCACACUGCCAUUUCCUUGGGAUUUUCAAAGCAAACAACAAACACCACGGGCGCGGCGUGCCGCCGCGCCAUUGCUUUCUA
This is a messenger RNA of Lolium perenne, 3181 nucleotides long. RefSeq lists its product as uncharacterized. NCBI's taxonomy places the organism in Eukaryota, Viridiplantae, Streptophyta, Magnoliopsida, Poales, Poaceae. The record is from RefSeq and is a predicted model, not a curated record. Gene Ontology annotation, molecular function: protein binding.